Messenger RNA from Armigeres subalbatus, 775 nucleotides. RefSeq names its product cytochrome b5-like. The record is from RefSeq and is a predicted model, not a curated record. The transcript is spliced from 5 exons. Bases 87 to 428 code for a protein of 113 amino acids. NCBI's taxonomy places the organism in Eukaryota, Metazoa, Arthropoda, Insecta, Diptera, Culicidae. Gene Ontology annotation, cellular component: membrane; intracellular membrane-bounded organelle. Gene Ontology annotation, molecular function: heme binding.
CGCGAGAACUGUUCAGUCAGUGUCGUUGGUUUUGUUCAAUAAUCACCAAGUCUUCAACAAAUCUCAAAUAAUCCUAAAAUCGUAAUAUGGCAACGUUGAAACAGUUUUCAUAUGCCGAGGUGGAAAAGCACAACACACCCGAAAAUUUAUGGAUGGUCAUCGACAACAAAGUAUAUGACGUCACCAAAUUCCAAAAUGAGCACCCAGGAGGAGAGGAAGUUUUGAUCGAGCACGCUGGGAAAGAUGCUACUAAUGAAUUCAACGAUGUCGGCCACAGUACCGAUGCCAAGGAACAAAUGAAACAAUUUGUUGUUGGAGAAAUCAUUGAAGCUGAACGAAAGAAAAAGGCAACGAAUCAAGAUGCCAACUCUCCGUCCUCCUCAUCCGGAAACUGGUUUGGAAAUUUAAAAACUAAAUUUUUUGGAUAGAACCUAUAUGGGCACAAUUGCAUUGCUGUUGUCCCGUUUUUUUUAUUCAAUUUUGGCUUUCGGUUUCAAUGCACAAACGAAUCAACCUCACGAAAAAACAGGUGGCAUUUAAAAAGUUAAGAAAUACUAGAUAGAUCGGGAAAUUAUUGGAAUCCAUCUGCGUAAUGUACAACUAUGGCAUGAAUCAAAACUCUAGUUUCAAUCUACUCUCAAUAUUUGAAAAAAGUAAUUCGUUUACCAAUCUUAAACUAUGCAAUAUUAAGCUAAUAAACUGUGGUACUAGAUAUGUUAACCUUUUGGGAAAAUAAACGUUUAUAUUUACAAUUGCCAAGCAAUUGUGCUCGUCA